Molecule: messenger RNA, 1765 nt
Organism: Folsomia candida
Lineage: Eukaryota; Metazoa; Arthropoda; Collembola; Entomobryomorpha; Isotomidae
Exons: 2
Coding region: 452-1552 (366 amino acids)
Source: RefSeq, a predicted model, not a curated record
UCCGUGACAUGGUCAAACGUGCAAAAAGUGGUGAGUGAGAAAAUGGAGAAGGCUUAUCCCAGCCACCAAAAACCACUGUUGUAGUUAAAAGAACACAUCCGUGUUCACCUCAUCGUGAGACAAUUAUUUCUAGAUUCGAUCAAAAAAACAAUUUCUGCAAGAAACAUGUAAUUAAGUAACUUUGGACCCACUGAGCUAGUGGGUAACAGGAAAAGUAAUUUUCUUGCAUAAAUGCUAAUUCUGCUGAGUGAUUGAUAGCCACUGCAUGUUUCUGGAUAAGGUCAGGAUUGCAUGCAAAUACUUUAGACUUUAUAAACCCACCUCCACGAGUGGUGUUUAUCUGUUUUGUACGUGAUUUACCUCAGUGAAUAUCGAAAAUAAAAGUCAGUCAGAAUUUGAUCCAGUUCAUUUGUGCAUCUCGAGUGGAACAAGUAAUAAAUAAGUUUCAGAAAUGUCGCAAAAUAAGCUGAUAAACGUUCUAAUUUCAGCAACGCUUCUUUUACAAGUGACGGUCUACUGUCAAAAUAGUUUAGAAUUGGAAGAAAAUAUUGGAAAUAGUUUACUAUCAUCAACUACUAGUCCAUCGUCCACUCAUGAAUUAAACACUCCAAUUACAGUGACCAUUGUGCAAUCAAAUGAGGAAAACACUGUCCCCACAUCUAAAGUAUUUCCGUCGGCAAUACACGAAAAUGUUGGAUCCCCAAAAAUUCCUACAGUCUUGCACGAGGCCACCACGAAGUUGUCUUCUACAAAUAAUAGAAACAGAGACAGAAGCCGAAAUAGAAGCCGCAACAGAAACCGAGAUGGAGAUACACGUAGUUUCGCACGUGGCAGAAAUUUUGAUCCAAAUCGCAACAAUCCGGACAAAGUAUUCUUUCGACGACUCGUACGACUUGGUUCCAACUUUGUAGCUCGAUCUCUCGGACUUGUUACAGGAAAUGACCCUCAAAUUGAGAGCAGCAGUGAAGACAGGUUCAGAAAUAUUGACGAAAAUACUGAAUUUUCACCUUUCAUAGGAUCCGUGAAAAAUUCCAGUCAAGAAGACAAUCAGCAAUUCUUCAACAACAACAAAUGGCGAAAUGUUAAUCCAGCUCAACUUUUACAGAGUCGAUUUUUGAUUAAGCAAAACAAAAUGCAACGUUGGAGAGAGGUAAAAGACGACUUCCGAAGAAAAGAGCUUGAGCGAAGAGUUGAUUUCUUCAAUGAUAACUCUGGCGAUGUGAUAACCAGAAACGCUCGGAAUGUUAUACGAAACCUGGUAAAUCGGUUUGAAAAGAACACGGAAACUAUGCAGCUGUGGGUUGACUACAGGAGACAAAGGCUGCAAAGAUUUCUCCAAAUGCCAUUGGUUUCCUCCAUUUUGAAAAAUAAUACUGCCAGCAUUACAGAAGACGACAAUUCGACGACCACUGGAAUUUCCUCAUCAUCCUCAAAUGAGAAUGAUCAGGACGACGUCAGGGAAGUAGACGAUGUCAGCAACGAUUAUUACAGACCCUUCAAUCCUAUUGCUGACAUAUCGAGGAAGGUCAUGAGAUUCAUUCAAAGCAUUUAGGAUGAACAGUACACAAUACAAAUUUAUGUUCCUACACAUGUACUUCAUAAUGUUAUUAUAUUGAAAAUAUUUAUUCUUUUACUUAUAUGUUAUCUGUUAUAUUAUAUGUAAUCUUCAAAGGUAUACUCUGUAAUAAAUAUUCCGAUUCCAUCGAAUUAUGUAUGCAAUGUCUAUGAUGUAUUGCUGUUGUAAAAUAAAAUCUUCCGACUUAAA